Molecule: messenger RNA, 3400 nt
Organism: Trematomus bernacchii (emerald rockcod)
Lineage: Eukaryota; Metazoa; Chordata; Actinopteri; Perciformes; Nototheniidae
Gene: dtna
Product: dystrobrevin, alpha
Exons: 24
Coding region: 98-2266 (722 amino acids)
Biological process (GO): synaptic signaling
Cellular component (GO): plasma membrane; synapse
Molecular function (GO): zinc ion binding
Source: RefSeq, a predicted model, not a curated record
UGUUAGAUGGAGUUCUUGUCGUGUACGAUUGUUUCUAGAAGGAGGACUUGGCUUUGUAAUAACUUUCAAGCUCAGGCGUAGGAAAAGGAAUACGAGGAUGGUGCUUUAUGAAAGAAUGAUUGAAGACGUCGGGGGGAGCGGUGACAACAUGGCAGAUCGAAGGCAACUGUUUGUGGAGAUGAGGGCUCAAGAUUUGGACUCCAUACGAUUAUCGACAUACAGAACAGCCUGCAAGCUCAGAUUUGUGCAGAAGAAAUGCAAUUUGCAUUUGGUUGACAUUUGGAACAUCAUCGAGGCUUUCCGAGAGAAUGGCAUCAACAACAUGGACCUCAGCGCUGACCUCUCAGUGGCUCGUCUAGAAGUCGUACUGUCUACAAUUUUUUACCAGCUGAACAAACGCAUGCCCACCACCCACCAGAUUAAUGUGGAGUACUCCAUCAGCCUGCUGCUCAACUUCCUGCUGGCAUCGUAUGACCCGGAGGGCCAUGGCAAGAUAUCUGUAUUUGUUGUGAAGAUGGCCGUAGCAACCAUCUGUGGAGGGAAAAUCCUGGAUAAAUUAAGAUAUAUUUUUUCCCUGAUUUCGGAUGCUGCUGGAAUAAUGGUGCACUCACAGUUUGACCAAUUUCUGAGGGAGGUGCUCAAAUUACCCAUGGCGGUUUUUGAGGGACCUUCUUUUGGUUACACUGAACAAGCUGCAAGAACAUGCUUUCCACAGCAGAAAAAGGUCUCCCUCAAUACAUUCCUCGAUACGUUGAUGUCAGACCCGCCCCCUCAGUGUCUGGUGUGGUUACCUCUCAUGCAUCGGCUCGCCAACGUGGAGAACGUCUUUCACCCGGUCGAGUGCUCCUACUGCCGUACUGAGAGUAUGAUGGGCUUCCGCUACCGCUGCCAGCAAUGUCAUAAUUACCAGCUCUGUCAGGACUGCUUCUGGAGGGGGCAUGCCAGCGGUUCCCAUAGCAACCAGCAUCAAAUGAAGGAGUAUACGUCAUGGAAAUCCCCUGCUAAGAAGUUAUCCCAUGCCCUCAGUAAGUCACUGAGCUGUGCAUCCAGCAGAGAGCCUCUUCACCCCAUGUUUCCAGAAAUGCCAGAAAAACCUCUCAACCUCCAUCAUAUUGUAGAUACUUGGCCACCGAGACCAUUGAACAUCACCAGUGACUACUCAUUCUCCAACUCCAUGCCUACAUCAGGGAACCCUUACUCCACCAAAAACAAGAGUAACAGUGUUAGGCAAAGAAUACCUUUGACCGAGGCCGCUCCACAUCUGUUUAGAGGGAGAGGGUUGAGCUACAACCUCGAUGUUGCCGAUAGACUUGCAGACGAACAUGCUCUGAUUGGUCUCUAUGUGAAGCUACUUCAAAAGAACCCCAAAUCAUGUUUGCUGGAGAGCUAUCAUGAUGAAGAGCACAGUCUCAUCGCCCGCUAUGCUGCUAGACUGGCUGCUGAUGCUGCGGCUCAGCAGCAGAGGAUCCCCACAGACCUCCCCUGCUCUCUGGAUGCCAACAAACAGCAGAGGCAGCUCAUCGCCGAGCUCGAGAGCAAAAACAGAGACAUCCUGCAGGAAAUCCAGCGGCUGCGCAUUCAGCAUGAGGAGGCCUCCCAGCUGCCGCCUGACAGGGGUCAGCAGAACCCCACCCUCCUGACUGAGCUACGACUUCUCAGGCAACGCAAAGAUGAGCUGGAACAAAGAAUGUCGACUCUGCAGGAGAGUCGCAGGGAGCUCAUGGUGCAGCUGGAGCAGCUAAUGAUGCUUCUCAAGUUGGAGGAGGAACGGCAACAAGCUACUCAGGGUACCGGCUCUCAACGUUCUUCCCCCAGCCACACCAUCAGCCGGUCGAUCCCCACCCCGAUCCACUCAGACUCUGCCGGCACGACACCGACUCACACACCUCAGGACUCACUCAUGGGCGUGGGAGGGGAUGUUCAGGAGGCCUUCGCUCAGGGUCCGAGGAGAAAUUUGAGAAACGACCUCCUCAUUGCUGCUGAUUCCAUCACCAACACAAUGUCUUCGCUGGUUAAGGAACUCAAUUCAGAAGGUGGAAGUGAGACUGAGAGCACUGCAGAUUCAGACUUUGGGCGCAGUGACCUUUUGGCCGCAACCUCUUCAGAUCCCUUCUUCACAUCUAAAACAAGUCGUGUCAGCGCAGCAGAGGAGGAGAGUUUUGAGAGCGAUCUGGAUCAGCUGCUGGAGGACGAGCUCCAGCUGGAGGAGCUGAUGAAGCACAGGCAGGAACCAGAGAAAGCCUGCAUGGUGACGCUGCAGCAGUGACAGUGCUAGCUCAGGUUCCUGGAGAGCAAUAUGAAAAGCAACAAUAGUAGAAGACACUGGAGGAGACGACACUGGGCCGACAGGACUGAGCACUGAAGACAUGAAGAAUUUAAGUGGCUGAAUCCAACCAUAGAAUACGUUUAUGUAAAGAAAUAUUUUUUAAACAACCGCAUAUUUAAGGUAAUACUGUGAGCUGAUAUAAAGAGAUUAGUUAGUGGGCUGUCUAUUACACCACAGGUGCCAUAAAAACUCAUGACUUUGGGGUAUUUUUCUUUCUUUUCUUUUUUGUGAAGUGUUAAGCAAAUGUUCAACUACACUUCAAAUUCUCCUGUUUCUGCAAAACAGUUAAUCACAUAUAAGUGUUUGUCUUCUGAUUUAAAAAAUAAACCUGCGUUGGAGUCGAAGUUAUAGUUCAAAUGUGCAUUAUUUUAUAAAUGUAUAACUCCAGAUUCAACGAGUAGUCCAUAGAUUUCUUACUGUUUCUGUCGAGUGUUUUUGGAGCAGGCCAAUCUGAUAAGUUUGUUUUAUUUUAUACAUUAGUUAUUAUAAUGCACACAUGCCUUAGCUGAUUGGAUGACCUCUGAAAGGAGCUCAUUCAAACCGUCAAUGCAGCAUGUAGCGAACAACAAAACACCUGCUUAGCAGAAAUUCUAGUUGUAUUCACUGGACAAAUGAGGUAAAGCUCAUUAAAUCUGAUGCUGAGAAGGGAUUUUAUCCAAAUAUAUGUACACUGUCUACAUAUAAACUGUCACUUAAAUAUAAUAUCUAGAUUGAUGUGUUUUAAAAUCUUGUUAAAGACACAGAGACUUCGAAAUAACUCAAAUGUUAAGGUUUACACCGGUGAGGGCAAUGAACAAACUGUGUUUACUAUCAACGGUUUAUGAUUUAAUGUUCAAUCAUUUCCCAUUGUUUCAUGUUAUCGUUGAUGCUCUCACAAAAAAAAACCUCUGUGUGACUUGCACACCAAACAUACACACACUUGUGAGUGUGUGUGAAACUUUACUCAGUCACUUUGGGAAAAGUGGCAAGCCAAUCUAAAAUCAUAAAUGUGUGAAAUAUAUCUAGUUUGAUUUUUGAACAAGUUCAUAGCAGUGAUUUUGCAUGGUGGUGAUGCAUAAUAAAGUGUUGACACAA